This is a messenger RNA of Striga hermonthica, 789 nucleotides long. NCBI's taxonomy places the organism in Eukaryota, Viridiplantae, Streptophyta, Magnoliopsida, Lamiales, Orobanchaceae. The record is from the annotation of a GenBank genome assembly.
AUGGCAAAUUUGUUUAUCAAGCAAGCAGAACAGUACUCUGUGGGCAGGCCUUCUUACCCGAAACAACUCUUCGAUUUCAUCGCUACAAAGACACCUUCGCACGAUCUUGCAUGGGAUGUCGGCACUGGCAGCGGCCAAGCCGCUCGAUCUCUAGCUAAUAUCUACAAGAAUGUUAUAGCAACAGACACAAGCCCGAAACAACUCGAGUACGCAGUCAAACUACCAAACAUAAGUUACAAACAUACCUCUCCAUGCAUGACCAUAUCCGAACUCCAAGAAAAAAUCGGCCCGAAAUCAAGUGUCGAUUUAGUCACCAUAGCCCAAGCCAUGCAUUGGUUCGAUCUCCCGACAUUCUAUCAGCAUGUUAAAUGGGCCCUCAAAAAGCCCGAUGGGGUCAUAGCUUCAUGGUGCUACACGAGUCCGGAAGUCAACCCUGGAGUUGACUCAGUGUUAAAGAGAUACUGCACCAAUUGCGUGACUCCACACUGGGAUCCAGCUCGUAGGUUCGUUGCGGAGAAGUAUGAGACCAUAGACUUUCCAUUCGGGCCGGUAGAUGGGCUGGAGCAUAAUGGGCCGUUCCAGUUUAAUUCGGAGAAGGUUAUGAAUUUGGAGGGGUAUUUUACGUACUUAAGGUCAUGGUCACCUUACCAAACGGCUAAAGAGAAGGAUGUGGAGCUGUUGACUGAUGAUGUGAUAGAAGGUUUCACGAGGGCAUGGAAAGAAGAUGGGAAAACUGAGAAAGUGGUCACUUUUCCUGUGUAUUUGAGGAUUGGGAAAGUCGGGUCGUAA